GAGGCCUCUGUGGCUUUUCCCCUCCACAACACACAACUGUGAGGGAUUUCUUCCCACAUCGGUCUCUGUCAAGGACUUCUGCUCAGGCGGCCACGGCCGUUUUGGGGGCUGAGCCAGAGGGCCUGUGGGCGCCGGUCUUAAUUCGGCGUCGUGCCAAGUAGAGCGGAAGCUGGCACCACUUAGGCCAGGGAAGGAGCGGUUUGAGGGGAGGAUGACGACGCCCCGAAUCUCCCUGGCGGUACUGCCUGGGGAAUUCUGGGAGCUGUAGUCCCCCAAAAAAACCCACCGGUGCCCCUCUGAUGUCGGAAGCUUUAAGGAAACGACGGGGACAGCCGAGUGCAGCAAAAGCAGUGUAGAGACUUGUGUCACCCUGAAAACACACCCUUUGCAUCGGGCUUUGAAGACGGCAGCCCACUGCCUUUUGAGGCACCACAGAAGGAUGCUUCUCUGUUGUUUUGUGUUGUGUGUUGUUGUUGUUUUAAAUGUAAGCCUUUUGCUCCACAACCCUGGCUGCUGGAUUUCUGGCUGCAAGGAAAAGAACGAGGUCAUUCCUGCAGCCGUGAUGAUUCACCCUUAAAGGUGUGAGCAGCUAUGAAGAUCAACGAGAGAAGCUUGGCUUUCUACGCUACCUGCGACUCGCCCACUGAUUGCGCCGGCUUCCUCUACAAGAAGGGCGAGCGCAACACGGCCUACCACCGCCGUUGGUUUGUGCUGAAGGGCAACAUGCUUUUCUAUUUCGAAGACCGAGAAAGCCGAGAGCCGGUGGGGGUCAUCAUCCUGGAAGGGUGCACGGUGGAGCUGUGCGAGUCCACCGAGGAGUUCGCCUUCGCCAUCAAGUUCGAUUGCGCCAAGUCGCGCACCUACAUUCUGGCGGCUGAGAGCCAGGCUGCCAUGGAAGGCUGGGUCAAGUCUCUCUCGCGGGCCAGCUUCGGCUACUUGCGCCUGGUGGUGAGGGAACUGGAGAAGCAGCUGGAAGAGGUCCAGAGGAGUCUCUCCGGCCACCCCCGAGUCCAGAGGCAGGCACCGCUUUACCGGAAAAACAAAACGGCUCCCAGUUUGGAGCGGAUGGCCUUAGGUACGGAUUCGCCGCAAGAGAAGACCGCGCUCCCGGUGUGCAUUCCAGCUAAAGAAAACGGUUGUGCCCUGUGGAAUAAUUCGGAAGGCCCGGCCAGCCUGCCAGCAGGAUACCCCCAAACUGAGCGAUGGGGCGCAAGGACCUGUGGGGCCAACAGCCUCGAUGGGGGGCUCAAACCUCCGCCUUUGCCCCCUCGGAGAAGGGCUCUGUCAAGCCACUCCUGCAACUCGGGAAGCCUCGAUGGCCCCGUGUAUCCAAGCGGGACUUGUUUUUCCAAACUCCACGAUUGGUAUGGCCGGGAGAUUCUUGAACUGAGGAGGGUGUGGCUGGAUGGGCAGAAUGGUAGCAGUCUAUGAACUGGCUGGGAUUGGAAAAAGCUCCCUCGGAAACACUGAACUAGUCGAGAGCCUGUCCGAAUAUGAGCAAUCCUACACCCAAGGUCAUGACUAAAUCUCAGCUGCUGGAAACACAGGCUUGCUACCUACCAGUAAUGCACAAAUCAUACCAGUCUCUUGCUGAAUUCUUGGGGAAAACCCAGGCUGAUGUCAACUCAUAGCUUCCUUUUGCCUUUGACGAUCAAAACCAGUGGCUCUUAGUUAUCUCUAGCCCUGUAUUUGCCUUGCACAAGGUAGCACCUUUUUCUUCUUAGACGAUGCUUCCCUUUAAUUUACCAGCCUUCCCCUUGUUGAAAACAAAGAGGGCCUGUCUUUUAACCACAAUACAUAAUUACCACCCAUUCUCCAGGACAGACAGAAACAGCCAGCUCAGCAGCGAUAUUGUGCUUCUUGUAUCUCUGCUAUUGGGUGCAUUGAUGUUUUUCAAUAUUGGCUACAAAUUCCACAGUGGAGCAAAACUGUCUGCUGGUGGUGUGUGUAGUCAUCAAAAUUCUUUGAAGUCAUUGCAUUGUGUUCCCUGUAGAAUUUUCUACCUUUUAGGGAAAAGGCAAACGCAUUUAAUCGGUUUGACUCCUGCUGCUGCCAAAAUAUUUUUGAAGGAUAGCGGAGACACCCUCAAACUUCAUCCUGUUUCAGAAAUCUUGGCAGUGUUAGAAUUUGGAAAAACCAGAUGGUGACGUUCUCCUUGCUGUCGUUGGGAAUAUUCUCAUAGUAUGAUAAGCACAGUUAUGGACUGGGAGCCCUACAUUACAAGGGGGACACCCAGUCUUAUGCGUUGUAUUUAAAGCAGAAACCCCCUGAUAUUAAUUUGACAAUGGGAAGAGGCGGUAAACUCAAAGAGGUACAGUACUUGGAGAGAACUGGAAUCACUCGCCCACUCAAGUUUCAUUCAGCUUCAUCUUUAAAUGAUUCUGAGUUUAAGUGGAUGUUUACACUACAUUUGUACAUGGAUUUUAGUGCUUGGCACCCAAUCCUACUGGGAUUUGGAAGAGACACCAAUUAAGUGCCUGGAAUAAAAGAACAGUUGUUAUUCCAGAGUUGUGACAAUUUGAGUGGGGCUAUGGCUGGUAGAAAGUGUGGUCCAACAUAUCUGGAUUGUCGUCCUUUCGCUGGUUUAAAUGGGGACACCUCUGUUAAUCCUACUCUGUAGCUUUGUAAGAAGUACAGUUCAAACCAGGCUGUCAUACAUGGGAAGGAGAGUCUUCAUGUGAGGAAUAGGAUGGCAACGUUAUUUUCUUCCUGUACUGCAAAGUUGUACAGCUAAUUAGAAAAUGUAAACUCUUGUCUUUCCCCAGAAGCUUAUUUUAUCCUGUGUUCCGCCAUGGCCCCAUAUAUUACUUUACGUGUCACUUUUCAUGUGCAGAGAAUCUUUACUCUAGUGGGGCUGUUGCUAAACCCCUGGUAGAUGUGAGGAAGUAAUUUUUCACAGAAGAAAAAUAAGAGUCUGAAAAAGAGUGGGUCACCCCCGAAUAUCUAUAAGGGGUUUAUCUGUAACCAUCCUGAUGAAGAAAGAAGCAUCACGUUUUUUUACAUUUUCACUCUUGAUUACGGUGAGCAUUGUGGCAUAGUGGUUAAGAGUGUCAAAUUAAGCCAAAAGAGACCCAGGUUCUAAUCUGCCGUCUGCCACAAAGCAGUGUCGUGUUGGUGACCUUGUGACAGUCACUCUGUUCCCUACCUACCUACCUCAUGGGUUGCGAUCAUAUAAAGAGAGAGCGGAGGGGGCUUGCUUACUGUUCCAGGCCACUUAAAACCUGGCCUGCGAGAAUAAACUCCGUUCACUGUAUUCAGGUUAGCUUCUGCCUCCCUUUGAAGCCUGAAUUUUUCAAAGCUUGAACGGGGACUGGAAACAGAGGUGCAAAAUAAUGUGUUCCUUGCAACAGUGACGCCUGGAAUGAAUUGCUUUUGAGAGCAUUUAAGACAUUACUUUCACAAAUAGUGUCAGAAUUUUUAAAGAAUUUUUACCCAUUACUUUAGGGGGCAAAAAAUUCUUUCUUGGGUCAUUUUGAAGGUUUUUUUUAAAAAAAUAAUUAGAUUUUGUUUAAUUUUUUUAAGGCAGACUCCUCCCAAGGGAAACAGCAGUGAGUAAAGGAACAAGUUACAAUCCAUACUGAAAAAUCACAGGCACAAUAAUAAAACGUGGUUUCCUUAAA
Pogona vitticeps (central bearded dragon) is the source of this 3620-nucleotide messenger RNA. Lineage: Eukaryota; Metazoa; Chordata; Lepidosauria; Squamata; Agamidae. The record is from RefSeq and is a predicted model, not a curated record.